UUAAACUGCCAGAGAAGCGCAGGCAAGAAGACAAUGGACUCGUACCUUCCAGUUCUCCAGAACCAAACAAAUGUUUGCAUGGAUUUCGGAUUGAAAUUCGAUCCAAGUUUGCUCCUUUAAUGGAUGGAAUGAGAGCUCAAGAGGAGAGUUUAUUGUUCUGAUUGGUGGAUUUUGAUUUCGUUUGGAGUGCCAGCAUGAAUUCCAGAGCUCGGAUUGGAAGCAGGAGUGAUAAAGUGAAAGGGAUGGAGAAGAAGGAGAAUAGGACUGAGAUUAAAGUAGUUAAUAGAUUAAUGGAUACAAACAAGGCCUCAAGUAGAAUCAAAUCCAGAAGGGAGAGGAAGCUUGCUCUGCAACAAGAUGUUGACAAGCUCAAGAAGAAACUCAGACAUGAAGAGAAUGUCCAUAGAGCAUUAGAAAGAGCUUUCACUAGGCCUUUGGGUGCUCUCCCUCGCCUUCCUUCUUAUCUUCCUUCAAAUACAUUGGAGCUUUUGGCUGAGGUUGCUGUUUUAGAGGAAGAGGUUGUGAGGCUUGAAGAACAGGUUGUGAAUUUCUGGCAAGGCCUUUACCAGGAGGCAAUCUACAUAUCAUCUUCCAAGAAAACCAUGGAAAAUGAGUCUGAGUUUUGUUGUGAACAAUUCUCAUUGAAUCAGCAUUUCAAUCCAAAGGCUUUAUUUUCUUCGGCUUCAAUGAGAUGGUGUCUGAAGAAGCCGAAUUCAUCUUCGGUGUUUGCUAAUUCUACUAGGAAUGUUAAGCCAACACAAGCAAAGAAGUCAGAAUGUGUGGUAACCGAUAUCGAAGUAUUAGAAGCUGGUUUUCAUAGAAAUUCAAAUGCAGUUAAUGAGGAAGAGAGUGGCCCGAACAAAUUGUCGGAAGAUAUCCUGAAGUGCUUGAUGAGUAUUUUUUUCAGAAUGAGCUCCCAAAGGAAUUCAAUAGUGGACUUCGAGAUGCCUUCUUCACUUUCAUCUUCUUCGGAUAGUCCAGAAGGCAUAGACUUUAGAGAUCCUUAUAAUGUAUGCAAGGAAUUCGGAAAAAGAGACAUCGGCCCUUAUAAGCAUCUCCGAGCCAUUGAAGCAAACUCCAUUGAUUGGAAUCUUGUUAAGGGUUCUUCGUUUCUUACCCGGAAAUUAAAAAUUUUGCUCGGAAAGCUCACAUUGGUGGAUUUAGCAGAGCUUACCCAUCAGCAGAAGCUUGCUUUUUGGAUUAACAUUUAUAAUUCAUGCAUGAUGAAUGCAUUCUUAGAGCAAGGCAUGCCUCCUACUCCACAAAUGAUUGUCGAAUUGAUGCCGAAGGCUAUGAUCAAUGUGGGUGGUCACUCACUCAGUGCAAUGACUAUAGAGCAUUUUAUACUGAGAUUACCAUAUCAGUCUAAAUAUACGAAUCCAAAAGGAUUAAAGUACGAUGAUGUUACCACUCGAGCCAUCUUCGGGUUGGAUUGGCCUGAACCAUUGGUCACAUUUGCACUCUCAUAUGGAAGUUGGUCUUCUCCUGCAGUGAGAGUGUACACAGCCUCACAAGUCGAAAAAGAACUAGAGAAAGCUAAAAGAGAUUAUUUACAAGCCGCAGUAGGGAUACCAACAGCGAGCAAACUCGCAAUUCCAAAGCUUCUUGAUUGGUAUCUGCCUGAUUUUGCAAAAGACGUCGAGUCUCUAAUGGACUGGAUAUGCUUACAACUACCCGGUGAGUCAAGAAACAAUGCAAUCAAAUGCCUUGAGGCCGGGCGAAAAAGUUUAGUUCCACAACCAAUACAAGUUUUGCCAUAUGACUUCAGUUUUCGAUACCUCUUGGCAUCAUGAAAAGGAUAACUGUUAAUACAUCUUCAAAGUAAAUAUACAAGAGUUCAUCAUACACGUAUUGCUUGUGAUACCAGUAGUUGGCUGCCAACAUCAGUACAGCUCAAACAACAUUAAUGAGCAUACACCAAUAUGGAAUUUUUUUUAUCUGUCGCGCAAUUGUAUCGAAAGAGGACCACGAAACUUUGGAGAAUGAGGCAAAGGGUCCCCUACAAUGUUGAUAAAGCUCGUGAGUCAAGAAAUUGGAGGCAAUUGAGGACACCAACCAAACCUCCAGUUAAGCAAAAGAUCAACAGAUUUGAUUGACAGA
Dioscorea cayenensis subsp. rotundata (Guinea yam) is the source of this 2100-nucleotide messenger RNA. RefSeq lists its product as uncharacterized. NCBI's taxonomy places the organism in Eukaryota, Viridiplantae, Streptophyta, Magnoliopsida, Dioscoreales, Dioscoreaceae. The record is from RefSeq and is a predicted model, not a curated record.